CACAUAAAAACCAAUUUUUCUCACGGCGUUUUUAUGUAAAUAAUGUGUUGCAGUGACUCAGCUAUCUAUGGAUUGGGUAGGGCCAAGCAUCGAAGUUGUUAAGCUUGUUGGUGGUCGAUUUGUGAGAUAUGUGAAAUACCAGAUAAAAUAUACUGAUCUUUUGCAAGAGUUCGCGGAAAGCAAACAAGUCUUGCGCAGUCGAAGAGAUGAUAUCGAAUCAAAACGGGAGACUCAGCUUCAAUAUGCACCUUACAAUGUUGUAAGGACGGAAGUGGAAGAUUGGCUUAAAGAAGUAGAAGAAUUUAUUGGAAGACAGGAUGUUGUUGAUGAAGUGAACAGUCGGGGGUGUCUUUCUUGGAGUUGCCGAGCAGUGAUUCUAGAGGGAAGAACACAGGAAUUGAAGGAAAUAUAUGAUAGAGGGGAUAACUACACUAGGGACUGUUUGGUCAUUGAAGAUCACUCCAAAAAAUUCAAUUAUUAUGUGCAGAAUUUUAAUGAAUUGAAAGAGAAGCUGCAGUGCAAACAGGUAGACAUCCGUUCAAAACUGAAUUUACAACUUGUCUCUGGGAAAAUUGAAAUGGAGCAAGUCAAACGUUGGCUGGGGAAAGUGGAAGAGAUGUUGAAUGGAGUCAAAGAUAUUGAAGAUAAAAUGGGAGGGAGUCCCCAACAUUCUUCUGAUUCUCUAGUAAUGCUUCUUAGAGAAAAGAUUCAAGAAAUGGAGAGAAUGUGUGAAGAAGGAAGUCAAUUGCCAGACUGUUUGGUCAUUGAUGAUCCGUCAGCCUCGGUAGUUGAAUUAACAACAUCAGAGUUACAAGGCAGUGAGGCUGUUAAAGCAAAUAUUUUGGAAUGCUUGAAGGGAGAAAAGGUGACAAUGAUUGGAGUUUGGGGGAUGGGGGGUGUCGGGAAAACAACAAUAAUGAAGCAUGUCUAUAAUGAACUGUUAAAAGAAGGUAAAUUGAAGAAACUAAUUUGGGUAGAUGUGUCACAAAACUUUGAUAUCAACAACCUGCAAAAACAAAUUGCAUGUACCUUGAAGGAAAAGUUGGAAGAGGAUCAAAAUACAACUAAUCGUGCAUCCAUGUUGUCAAUGAUGCUAGAAAAACAGAGGCCUUACUUGCUGAUUCUUGAUGAUGUGUGGAGCAGUUUCAAACUUGAAGAUGUUGGAAUUCCUAAGCCAAAUGAAACUAAUGGCUGCAAGUUAGUAUUGACUACACGGUCACAAGAGGUUGCUCGUUCAAUGGGUUGUAGAAGAAUCCAAGUGGAGACUCUUCCAAAAGAGAAAGCUUUAAAAUUGUUUUUAAAUAAAGUUGGAGAUACUGUUUUAUCAUGUUCAGGAGGAGGCAUUAAAGAGGAUUUAGAGUCAACUUUGAAGGACAUUGUGGAUGAAUGUGAUGGUCUUCCGUUGGCACUUAUUACAGUUGCUGGCAGCUUAAAAGAGAUAUCUGAGUCACGGUUGUGGAGUGUUGCACUGAAUCAAUUGAGAGAAUGCAAAAGAAAUGUAGCAGGUACAGAUGAUGCUGAUGCAUUUCAGAUAUUAAAGUUCAGUUAUGAUCGUUUGAAAAACCAACAGAUCCAAUAUUGUUUCUUAUACUGUGCACUGUAUCCUGAGGAUUACAAGAUUCCAGAGGAGAAAAUAAUUGAAAACUGGAUUGAUGAGGGGUUUAUAGAUGAAAUGGAACAUCGGCAAUCAAUGAAGGAUGAGGGUUAUGGUAUUUUGCAGAAGCUUGAAGACAAUAGCUUGUUGGAAUUGAUUAAAGAUGAUUUUACAGGAGCUUGUGUGAGGAUGCAUGACCUGAUCAGGGACAUGGCCUUGGACAUUAUAAGAAUGAGUCCUCAAUUCUUGAUAGAAGCUGGCAAGGCAUUGAAAGAGCUACCAGAGAAAGUAAAAUGUGUAGAAGGAGUUGAAAAGGUUUCAUUAAUGCAUAAUUAUAUUGAAGAAAUUCCAUCAAGCUUGGCAUUUUCAACAAGGCUCACAACCUUGCUACUGGCCCAUAACUCAUUGUCAACAAUUCCAGAAUCUGUCUUUGAGCACAUGCCUGAGCUAAAAAUUCUUGAUCUGUCCUUCAAUUGGAGGCUAAGUAGCUUGCCAAAUUCUGUCUCCAAAUUGGUGAAGCUUACUACAUUGUUGCUAGAAUCAACAUCCCUAGAAAAGGUACCAUCUUUAUCAGGCCUUGGAUCCUUGAAAAAGUUAAACCUUGGGGGGACAAAAAUCAAAGAAGUCCCUGAAGGCCUGGGAAUGUUGAAGAAUUUGAAAUGUCUUUUUCUUUGUGGAUCAAAGUAUGGCAAUAUUCUUGAAAUAGAUGAAAUAGCAGAUGGAGUAUUAUCAAAUCUCUCCAAACUUCAGGAGUUAAUUGUAGAUGGGAGCAGAAUAAAAUUGAAGGGGGACGUGGUUGGGAGAUUGAAGAAGUUGGAAGUUUUUCAUGGCUGGUUCCCCACUGCGAAUGAAAUGAGAAUUUUUCUCAAAUGUGAGCCUAAUAGGCUGAGUGACUAUUUUAUUAUUGUUGGAAGCAAUUUGAAUUUGCCUUACCAUCUUAUAAAAAGGUCACCAAGAUAUAAGAAAAUGAUGGUGCUCAAGGAGACUAGUAUUGUUGGAGAGAAUAUGUUAUUUUCCUCCGUACAAGAAUUAUGUAUUGACGCUUGCCACGACAUAAGAAGCUUAAAUGAUACUUCUGUAAUCAAAGAUGCAACAGAAUUGAGGAGAUGUUCGAUUUCGAAUUGUGAUGGCAUGGAGUGCAUUCUUUCCUCGUGGAUUAACAACCCAGUCGUUCAAAACCUUGAGUGUCUGGAUAUGUCCAAUUUGCACAAAUUGGAUGGGUUGUUUGAAGCAAACGUCAUGGCGACGUCAUCACCUCCACCUAGGGCUUUUUCAUCUCUCCAGGACGUUCGGAUUCAGGAAUGCAAAAAAAUAAGGAAGUUGUUUUCAUCUUGGAAGUCGGUGGAAUAUCUCCAAAAUCUAGAAAGGAUUAGUGUCUGGCGUUGUGAAGAAAUGGAAGAAAUGAUAGCAUCGGAUCCAGAAGAAGAAGGAGAAGGAGGGGACACCAUCAAGAAGCUCAUUCUUCCAAAAUUAAAAUAUCUGAGUUUACAAGAAUUGCCAGCAUUGAAUAGCAUCUGUAGCAGGAGGGCAGUAAUGGUAUGCGAUUCUCUUGAAGUGAUUAGCAUUUGUGAUUGCAAGGGCCUAAGGAGGAUGCCUCUUUCUCUUCCCCUGGUUGAUAACGCCCAACCAUCUCCUCCUCCUUCCCUCAAAGAAAUCGUGAUAAAGCGAAGUGAACUAGUAUGGUGGGAAUCGUUGGAGUGGGACCAUCCCAACGCAAAGGAUCUCCUUCAACCCAUGGUUCAUUUUUUUUUUGAACCCAGCAUUCCACAAUCGGAGUAGGAACAGUCGGAAUCGGUCCAGAAGAUUGAAAGUGGAUCAGGAAGCCGGUGCAUUCAACCAGUCUGUUGUUGCUUUUCCUUCCGGGCUUCAAAAGAUAUCCCUUCUACUACCAUUGUGUGGAUUGUUUUAAUGUGAUUCUUGUGUUUUCAUACUCUCUCUGUAAACUAAUUGUGUGAAAAACUGAUUUAGAACAUCAUCUGUGUUCUUAUGUAUUUUGUUGCAUUGUUAUGUAUCUUGGUUGUACCAUGUCCAUACAUAAAUAUGUGUUUUCAAU
Messenger RNA from Rubroshorea leprosula, 3647 nucleotides. NCBI's taxonomy places the organism in Eukaryota, Viridiplantae, Streptophyta, Magnoliopsida, Malvales, Dipterocarpaceae. The record is from the annotation of a GenBank genome assembly.